Messenger RNA from Pipistrellus kuhlii (Kuhl's pipistrelle), 752 nucleotides. Its product is annotated as beta-casein-like. NCBI's taxonomy places the organism in Eukaryota, Metazoa, Chordata, Mammalia, Chiroptera, Vespertilionidae. Gene Ontology annotation, cellular component: extracellular region. The coding region runs from base 69 to 668 and encodes 199 amino acids. The record is from RefSeq and is a predicted model, not a curated record. The transcript has a single exon.
CUCUUUCACUCAGGAUUCCUCAAUCGAGAGGAGGUUCAUUCAUCAUGAAUGACAAUGAUAGCUGAAUCAUGGACUCAAAGAUUCUUUUUCUUUUUUUCCAGGAUGAACGCCAGGACAAAAUGAACCCUCUUGUCCAGCCACAGCCUUUUUUCUAUCCUAAUGCUGAGCCCAUCCCUUACACUGUUCUCCCACAAAACAUCCUGCCCCUUGCUCAGCCCGCUAUGAUGCUGCCUCUCCUUCAGCCUGAAGUGAUGGAAGUCCCCAAUACUAAGGAGACCAUCAUUCCUAAGCCCAAUGUGAUGCAGUUGCCUAAAUCUCUAGUAAUGCCAUUUCUUCAGCGCCAGAUCCCAAACCUCAAUGAUUUCAAAGCACAGCUCCCUCUGCCUCUGCUCCAGCCCUGGAUGCCCCAGAUCCCCCAGCCUGUUUUUCAGACUCCCAUGCUUCCCACUCAGCCCCUGGUCACCCUUCCUCAGACCAAAGUCCUGCCUCUUCCCCAGCAAGUGCUGGCCCACCCCCAGAAAGCUAUGCCUGCCCAAGCCCUUAUGCUGAACCAAGAGCUUCUGGUUGACCCUACCCAGGCAUUCUAUCCCAUGACUCAACCUAUUGUCCCAGCUUACAACUUCCAACAAGUAAGUCCUACUUUAUUAACUCUGUUGUUUCAUUCAUGAUGUGUAUAUGAUAGUAGAAGAUGUGAGAGAUCCAGAAUAAAAGAAUAAAUGAAUAUUUAAUGGACAUCCUAAUGCACAUAGUUG